Molecule: messenger RNA, 412 nt
Organism: Camellia sinensis
Lineage: Eukaryota; Viridiplantae; Streptophyta; Magnoliopsida; Ericales; Theaceae
Source: RefSeq, a predicted model, not a curated record
AUUGCCAUCGAACUUGAUAGAAUCAAGAAAGAGAAUGAUAGCAUGCAGAUUGAGCUGAGGCACCUGAAAGGAGAAGACAUAACAUCUUUGCACCACAAAGAGCUCAUGGCCAUAGAGGAAGCCCUCGAAAAUGGGCUAGGGAGUGUUCGCGAGAAACAGAUGGAGUACAUUGACAUGAUGGAGAAAAAUAAAAAGAUGUUGGAGGAGGAGAACAAGCACCUCAAUUUUAUGUUGGUAUGCUCUCUCAUCUUCGAACUCACCAACAUAUAUUUAUGCAUCUCUAUUCAUGUUGCACAUAAAUUUUUAUUUACAAAUAUGCGAAUCUAUGUGUACAUCCUGCAAAGACAUGACUGUCCAUUGAUUUAUACUUUCUUUGGUUAAGUAGUUCAACUAUGCACACAAAAAUUGGUUG